Messenger RNA from Contarinia nasturtii (swede midge), 979 nucleotides. RefSeq names its product RNA-binding protein pno1. NCBI's taxonomy places the organism in Eukaryota, Metazoa, Arthropoda, Insecta, Diptera, Cecidomyiidae. The transcript is spliced from 2 exons. The record is from RefSeq and is a predicted model, not a curated record. Gene Ontology annotation, molecular function: RNA binding. Bases 114 to 857 code for a protein of 247 amino acids. Gene Ontology annotation, cellular component: nucleolus.
AACACCAUAUUUACAACUCUUUUUCCCAGUUCAUUUGUUGCGAGUCACACGUGUUUUCAUUGCAUUGCAAUUGAAAUAUUCUUUUCAUAAAAAACAAAUAAAAUCACAUAAAAAUGGAAGUGGAUAAGAGUGCAAACAUUGAUACCGAUGCCUUUUUACCGCCAAGUGGUCGCCAACAGGUGAAAGCUGGAAAAAAACGAACGAUCAGUACAUCAGCCGGAGCCGAGGAACAAAUGCAAGUGGAUGAAACGACUGGCAUUGAGGGUGCACGCAAAUCACAGGUUCCGAAGGCCAAACGAAAGAAGCAUACAUCUGUGGAAAUUCGCAAGAUUCCAGUGCCGUCACACAGGUAUACACCUUUGAAGGACAGCUGGUUGAAAAUUUUCGAGCCAUUGGUUGAGAAUUUGAAGUUGCAGGUGCGUUUCAAUAUGAAAGCACGCCAAGUCGAAAUUCGAUUGAGUCCAGAAACACCAGACGUAUCAAAUCUACAGAAAGGUUCUGAUUUCGUCAAAGCGUUUAUCUACGGUUUUGAUAUUGACGAUGCAAUGGCAUUGCUGCGAUUGGAAGAUCUAUUCAUCGAAACAUUCGAAAUAAAAGAUGUAAAAACAUUGCGCGGUGAUCAUGAAAAUCGUGCCGUUGGUCGAUUGGCUGGUAAGGGUGGACGCACGAAAUUCACCAUUGAAAAUACCACUAAAACACGUAUCGUUAUCGCUGACACACGCAUUCAUAUAUUAGGAAGCUAUCAAAAUAUUCAGUUGGCACGACGUGCAUUGUGUAAUCUUAUUCUUGGAUCACCACCCAGCAAAGUCUACGGCAAUUUACGAUCCGUUGCCAGUCGCAUUUCAGAGCGAAUUUAAGAGAUUUUUUUCGCUAGGUCUAUGAAAUUCAAACUAAUCAUAAGUAUAUUUGCAUUGUUAUACAUUAUCUAAUAAACAAUAAAACAUACAUCUAGGGAUGUAACUCAAGAGACACAAAAUUA